AUGACCGCACUAGUCAAGACCACCUACGGUAUCUUCUUUCUGCCUACUCCUCACAAAGCUCUCUUGGUUGAAGACAUUGCGAGCAUUCUCAACAAGCUUGACCCGAAUCACCCGCGAUUGGACCUUGUCGAGCAAUUGAGAUGCAACUCCCCGGCCCUGGAAGGUCAGCUUACGGAUUUCAAGAACGUCUACCACACAUACGAAUACAAAAUUGUCAGCUUCUUCGAGACUCAACAAACGCGGGUAUUAAAAUGGGACGAAACGUCCCAAAGCGACAAAAGGACUGGCGAUUUCAUGUUGUCUGUCAAAAGGGACUCUGCUCUGCUACAGUUGCCCGACAUAAUGGAGCCAAAGGUUCCAGUCGACGCCGAUCACUCGGACAAAGCUAAGUUCGGCACAAAAUACGACAGCCCUGCGUUACUUGCAGAAGUUUAA
Sordaria macrospora k-hell is the source of this 435-nucleotide messenger RNA. Lineage: Eukaryota; Fungi; Ascomycota; Sordariomycetes; Sordariales; Sordariaceae. The record is from RefSeq and is a predicted model, not a curated record.